Messenger RNA from Penicillium paradoxum, 12054 nucleotides. It is a transcript of the gene tom1, whose product is annotated as E3 ubiquitin-protein ligase TOM1. NCBI's taxonomy places the organism in Eukaryota, Fungi, Ascomycota, Eurotiomycetes, Eurotiales, Aspergillaceae. The record is from RefSeq and is a predicted model, not a curated record. Gene Ontology annotation, biological process: protein polyubiquitination; proteasome-mediated ubiquitin-dependent protein catabolic process; positive regulation of protein catabolic process. The transcript is spliced from 6 exons. Gene Ontology annotation, molecular function: ubiquitin-protein transferase activity. The coding region runs from base 1 to 12054 and encodes 4017 amino acids.
AUGGGGAGAAUUAAGAAGGUAGCCAGCCAAAAGCAUGAGGCUACAAUCUCACCUUUUUUGCGAGAGUUUAUCGUACAGGCCACGAGUAUCCCCAUUCCAGAGCUCCCGUCACUUCUUAGCACAUUCCCGAAACUAUGGCCAUUCCCACGUGGUGAUCUCUAUCAUUGGAUCAAUGUUCUGGACCGGUUCGACGAGAUUCUGGCAUCGGCUGUUGAGAAAUACUUCCUGAACACUGGACCGCAGACUCAAUCGUUUACCCGAGGUGUAUUGGAGGACUCAUACUCGGCUGAUGAGAGCAAGAAGCCUACAGAGGGUGUUGAUGCCAAGCUGAAUGCUCUGGGAUAUGGCCCUGAUGGAGAUAGAGAGCUUGUGGAAGGAAUCCUUGAUUUUUCUCGUCUAUUGCUCGAAAAAUGUGGAAAUCGCAGCUUGUACAGCAGCAGUGAUCGCCUGGGCGACCUGUUGAACACCACCUCACUGUCUCUCCUCCAGUCCACCUUACGGCUGUCUCUCUGCUUGGCUCAACGGUACCACUCCCGCCAACGCGGCGCCCAUCAACAGUCCGUAUUGCAAUCCCACUAUGCUCUUGAUCUCGAGAAGUUGCAGAAGAUCGCAGCACCUUUCCCUCGUCCUGUCAUUGCCAGUAAAACGCCGUUUGCCACGUCCCCUGCUGUUUCAACCAAAGGGAAGGAAAAGGCAGCCCAGACCAAAAUCAAUGCCAAUGAGCUGGUUUCCCUUGUGCGUGAUAGUGAUGGCUGGGAAGAAUGGGGCGGUGUUCGCAUUCUCUACUACCCCUCAGGCUCUGAACAGGCAAGAACCACAUCCGAAUUUGGACAAACCGAACCAGGCUCGCACGUUCCAACCACGCCAACUCCCCUGCGACGCAGUGCAACACAUCCCACUCCUCAUCUGAGUCGAGGUGUAGAUGAAACCCCAGGCUCCGCCGGCGGGAAAGCUGAAGAGACUGCGCGUGGAGGCAAAGUCCUGGAACUUUCCCAUUCGAAAGUUUCUGCUGCAAACCUGGAAGAUCUUCUUGUGGCUAACCUGCCUCAGUUGCCCCUGGAAUCAAAAUAUGAGUUGCUUCACAAAGCUCGAGUUGCAAAGGCAUUGACAACAUCGCGUGCUACGCGGGAACAGAUUCUUUCCAUCAGAGCGCUGGCAGUGACCAACUUGGCCCAUGUCCAGCCCGAGAGUGCCUUCCAACAAAAGGUUCUUCAGUCUGAUCUGGAGCAACCUAAGCGCCUUCAGCUCUCCUAUCAGCUUGCUGAACUAGUUCACCUGGGAGCCAGCGGGGAUCUCGAAGUCUCGCGAUACGUCCAAACAUUGGCGAUCCAGGCGCUGGAUGCACUGGCCAAGCAUAAGGCCCGUGCUGUUGAUGUUUGUGCAGCUUUGAGCGUCAAUGUCAAUCACGGAGUCCUGAUGUUUUUGACCCGUAAGAUGGUCAAUGAACUGAGCCCCGAAAACAAUGAUCCGGAUGAUGCUUACCACGAUGAGUGGCGGGACGCUCUACUUGCACUUCUGCGCACCCUCCCGAGCUCAAGCACGCGCACACCAGAGACCCUGGUCGCAGCUGGUUUGAUCCCCAUGUUUGUUGACGUUCUGAAUUUGCGGACAGAAAAAUCCCGCCGAGUCUAUUCUCGCAUUAUGGAGUUCCUUGAUACCUUCGUGCAUGCAGUUCGGGAUGCACUGGGCACAUUGACAACCGCAAAGGGCUUUGACGCGAUGUCUGAUUUGAUUGACUAUGAGACCAAGACUGCUUUUGGGAAGGUCAACCGCGGAGAUGGAUUCCCUGUUCAAUACAAGAAUCCAUCAGUUGAUUAUCAAAUCCCUUACUUCCAACAGCAGACCCUCCGCUGGAUGUUCCGUUUCGUCAAUCACAUUAUGCAACACGCCAGUGGUGGCUUUGAUCGUGUGCUACGAAACCUAAUUGAUUCACCUCAGCUGUUGACUUCUCUCCGUCUUGUGUUCGAGAAUGCUCGCAUAUUCGGUUCGCAUGUGUGGAGCAAUGCCGUCAACAUUCUCAGCAGCUUCAUUCACAAUGAGCCCACUAGCUAUGCUGUUAUUGCUGAAGCUGGUCUCAGUAAAAGCCUUCUUGCCGCUGUCAUGGGCCGUGAGCUCCAGGUUAUGGAGAAGCCGCCGGCGGUGGAGCCCGAAGACCGCGUAUCCGAGGACGAAACUGCAACCCAGCCGCCCAGCGCUGAAGCCGCUAUCCAGUCCGAGGGAAAGAAUAAAGAUCGCGAGUACGCUAUUGUUAGACCUCAGGGCACUCCCCUUGCACCUGGCAUUAUGCCCGCAGCUGAUGCUCUUGCUUGUAUUCCUGGUGCUUUUGGGGCCAUUUGCUUGAACUCCUCCGGCCUGGAUCUCUUCCAGUCCUCCGAUGCACUGGAAAGUUUCUUCGAAAUCUUUGAGAACCCUGAUCAUGUCAAGUGUCUGAAGGAUGACCCGGAAUUGGUUCGUUCAUUGGGCACGACAUUUGAUGAGCUUGUUCGACAUCACCCUGCCUUGAAAACUUCUAUCAUGUCUGCAGUUCUCGUAAUGGCUGCUCGUGUUAACAUGCUGGGUCGAGUUAAGGCCUGGGAACAAGGUAUGGGCACCAAGCUGUGGGCUCAAGAUUCCGACGGUAAAACAGUUAUCUCGGGUGAUAUCUUCUCGCUGUUCCGAGACAUCGGCACAGCAGUCGAUGCAUCCGUAGAAGACCCCGCAUCGUUUGUCGUUGGGCAUCUAGAUCAUGUUCUUCCUUCGCCGGGCCCCGACUUUGAGCCUAAAGAUAAGGACGAGCAUGGACUCACAGCUACGGACUAUCUGUUCCCAGCUCUUCGAUUCCUGGGUGCUUUCUUUGAGAACCAGACAAAUUGCACAUCCUUCGUUCUGGCCGGGGGCGCUGAGUUCCUGUUGGAUCUCGCAACUCUUCAAAGCUUAGCAUUCGAUUUCCACGGAACCAACGCCAAUCAGGAGGUCACUGUGCUUAUCCACAUGCUUGCGGAAUCGAAGCCUCAUCUUGUGGUGCCCUCUCUCGUCCGACGUGCCCAAACAGCAGUGGACAAUCUUUCGGCCUUUUGGACUGCGCCCACUGGAUCGGGAUUCUUCACGGAAUUGAUACAGCCGACAGAUUCGAAAAAGCCAGCUCUCGAAGCUACCACUGCUGCCAAAUCUGGCACAUUCUUUGUCAGGCACCUGAACGCUGUCCUUCUUCUGACCGACGUCCUUCGUGAGGUUUUCGCUUUGCCAUUGUACCAAGCCCGUCCCGGCCAGUCCACCUCCAUUUUUGGCCAAGCUAACCUUGCGGAUCACUACUGUACCUUGAUUUCUUCAUUGACCAACCUUGUUGCUUCUUGUGUAUGGGAAGGUAUCUUGCUGGAGAAGAAUAUCCCCGAGAAGUGGCUUGAAGCCACACAGGCCUCGGCUGAAAAGCAUGGGUCUGGAAAGUCGAAGGGUGCUUCGGCUUCUGGCACCUCUCAGGAGCCUCCAGCAACUUCUGGCGCCGUACCUCAACCGGAAGGCUCUGGUGCAUCAGAUCCUGUUCAGGCUCAGCCAGCCCAGGACUCGAAGGAUGAUAGUGAAGUGGAUGAAACCUGUCCAGCUUUCCAGAAUGCGCGUACGCUUCGCUAUCUUUUAAGUGCUUUGCCAACCUCGAUUACGGGAUUCUUGCACAAUCUCGGACUCGGAAUGAUAGGCAAGAGACGCGGGGAUCCGCUCCAGAAGCAAAGACAGAACGCUAGCCUGGUCUCAGAUGCUAUCGCUGAAGGUAUUCUUCGCCAGCUGCAGUUCAACCCUGCCAAUUCAAGUGAUAGCCACAAGCACCGCUUUGCAUAUCUUAUUGUCAUUCUCUCCCAUUUCUCGCACCUUCUCUAUGAAGUUUCAACCGAACGUCCUACCCCGAACUACCUGACUGCGGUUCUCGUUGCAUUCAAGAAGAACAACGGCCUCAAGGUGUUGAAAGACAUUUGUGAAGUUUUCUUGAACGACAUCAAGUCCCUUCCCUCGGCAGAGUCCAUUCCUGACCAGGACAAAGAGCUUGCCGAUCGACUUGCAUCGGGCUAUGGUGGAAUUAAGAUCAUUCUUGGGUUAUUUGCAGACCUUACCGCUGGAAAAUUCAUCGUGGAUUCGAGUCAGACGCAAGCCUUGACUACUCACGAACGGGACCGGGAACGUUCCGAUUACUUCCAGCCAGGUCAAUUUUUGGUAGAGCUCCGCAUGGAGAUUCUGCCCAUGGCCCAAGACAUGUGGAACUCGGACUUUGCGACCCAGUCGUCGAGUCCAAUCGUCAGAUUGUUAAUUGACAUCAUGCGGUCCUCCUUGGAUGGCGAAUAUGAGACUGGCGCAGCCCGUAAAGCAGAUAAACCUCCUGUCUUGAUUGAUACUCCUAAAAAGCCAUUCGUCGUCCACACUGAACGAGCAGCCGCUUUGUUAGACAAGGGAUAUACAGAUAUUGAUCUUAACAAAGAAGCCCUGUACCGUUGCAAUAAUCUUUUGGUCGCGGCCGAAGAAUAUUGCCAGGCGCAGCAGUGGCUACGGGCUCCCCCAAGAGUUCCUCCGGGUCCCAAUGAUAUCCAAACUGGGGUCCCCGAGCCUGCUUCUGGAAUUGACUCCCUCGACGACCCACUUAUUGGGGAGGUUCAGGCUUUCGAUCACAGCAGUGGGCUCAUAGACCGCUCUGCACUACAAAUGCUCCUGGCCCAAGCGGGCAGACGCUCAAUGGCCGAUAUAAUGCCACCCCCUUCAGCACCCGGGGGCGAUGGCGAUGCUGAUAUGCACGAUGGGCUGGCUAGAGCUUUGGACAGUGUUCUUAACGAUAAUGAUGGCAUGGAUAACAAUGGCCGAAGCGAGUCAUCGAAUCAGAGCCAGCCUGAUGGUCGCAAUAACGGGGACAACUCCUCUGAACCUUCUGCACCAUCGCAGGGGGACCCAGUCAAACAUCGUCAUAUGGUUACAAUCGAGGACCUGGAUGCAGAGAGGCAAAAGGUUCGCGCGAACCUGAUCGAUCGGGCUCUGGACAUCCUGAACGAACACCAUGACGUCUCUUUCGAGCUGUCUGACUUGAUCACUUCGGCGAUCAAGAAGCAUAGCGAGCCUGAGAACUUCCGUCGAGACAUCGGAGAGACCCUUGUUCAAUCGUUGGUCUCUCUGCAGAUGGAGAACUUCCAGACAGCCGGCAAAAAGAUCGCGGCUUAUGCCCAUAUUCUCGCCUUGACCCUCCAAGAUCAGGACAUGUACCUUGCUACCCUUGAAGAGCUUAAAGAUUGCUUCGUAACUUUCCUUGGAUUCAUCAAGCUUCCGACGCCUGAGAAGGUUGAACAAGAAACUUUCCCUUGGGUUGGGCACGUCCUGCUUAUUCUCGAGAAGAUGUUAUCCGAUGACUGUCAGCCUCCAAAAAUAUCCUGGAAUCCGCCAAGUCCUGAGGAUCCCACUCCUAGUAGCAACGAACCGGCCUCCCUUGAAGAACCUCUCAUAUACAUCGAUGAGAAGGCCCAGCUUUUCGACGCCCUUGUCGAGAUUCUACCCAGAGUGGGCAAGGAUGAUACACUCGCCCUCUCCAUUUGUCGUGUAUUGGUGAUUCUCACACGCGAGCGCUGUAUUGCCACCCGCUUUGGUGAAAAGCGAAACCUCCAACGUUUGUUCGUGAUGGUUAAACAGCUUUCCAGUUCCACGAAUGAUAAGCUUCAAAGCGCAUUCAUGUUGAUCCUACGUCACAUCGUUGAGGACGAAGCUACCAUCAGGCAGAUCAUGAGGAGCGAGAUUGUUGCCAACUUUGAGUCCAAGAACAAUCGCCAGAUUGACAUCAAUAGCUAUUUACGACAGAUGCAUCACCUCGUGCUGAGAGCUCCCGAUAUUUUUGUGGAGGUUACAAAUGAUAAGCUACGCUUUGUCCGAUAUGACUAUGACAAUCCCCAACGUCUGCACGCUCUUGGAUUGAAGGCUGACAAAGAUCGUCAACAAAAGCGAGGACGACUCGCUGCCCCUCCUGAUGAAAACAAGCCAGAACCAUCCACUGCAGAUGACGCAUCUGCACCCGAAGACAAGGACAAGAAUAAGGAGGACAAGAACAAGAUUCAAGCUAAGGGUGCCGAGCUUAAGGCUCCAGUUGUGGAGAACCCGGAUGGUGUCAUUCACUACCUACUCUCGGAACUUCUUUCCUACAAGGAUGUUGACGACAAGGAGUCUGGCCCCGAUUUUUCGGAGCAGACAGCGGAUCAAUCUGAUACUCAAACCGAUGUCGAGAUGGCUGUGGAUGAGCCUAGUCCUUCGGUUUCGAGCACUGCGGAUGCCCAGGCAUCUCGCGGUUCCAAGAAGGCAGAGAAGCCCCCAUUCAAAGCAGACGAGCACCCGAUUUACAUAUACCGCUGUCUGCUCCUUCAGUGCUUGACUGAACUUCUCGCCUCUUACAAUCGAACCAAGGUUGAAUUCAUCAACUUCUCCCGCAAAGCCGAUCCCCUUGCGACCACUCCCUCUAAGCCCCGCUCCGGAGUUCUCAAUUACUUUUUGAAUGUGCUUGUUCCCCUCGGCACUAUGGAGCACGAUGAGACCUUGGCAUUCAAGAAACGCAGCAUGACGUCCACAUGGACUAUGCAAGUCCUCGUCGCCCUUUGCACCAAGACUGGCGAGUUCGGCGGCGUCGGUAGACGUCGCACUGAACCGAAGUAUGAAGAGGACGAGCCUGAACUCGCUUUUGUUCGGCGUUUUGUGCUGGAACAUGCUCUUCGGUCCUACAAGGAUGCUAUGACCUCUAAUGAGCCUCUAGAUUCCAAAUACUCCAAGCUCAUGUCUCUCGCCGAUCUUUUUGACAAAAUGCUUAGUGGAUACUCCUUCUCCAAUGAUGCCGGCUUCCCAACGUCAACUAGGCAGCUUGCUAAGACCAUGUUCGAAAAGAACUUCAUACCUGCGCUUACUGCUUCAGUGGCCGAUGUGGACUUGAACUUCCCAUCAUCCAAACGUGUCAUCAAGUACAUCCUUCGUCCGUUGAACAAACUUACCCAGACUGCUGUGCUCCUCAGCGAGAACUCGGACAUCACCAUUCAAGGUGACAACGAAGACGAUGAUAUCUCCUCGGCAACCUCCGUUUCUGACAUGGAAGAUGAACGCGAAGAAACGCCUGAUCUCUUCCGCCACUCUACUCUUGGUAUGCUAGAACCUCGCCAUGACGAAGAAGAAAGCAGCACCGAAGAAUCAGAAGGCGAAGACGAUGAGAUGUAUGAUGAUGAAUAUGAUGAGGAAAUGGACUACGAUGAGGACAUUGCUGAAGAUGAUGGCGAAGUCGUCAGCGAUGAGGACGAAGAUGGCAUGGGUCCAAUCGAAGGCCUUUCCGGCGACGCGGUCGAAGUUAUCCUCGACGAAGAUGAAGACGACGAUGAGGAUGACGACGACGAGGAACAUGAUCAUUCGGACAUGCAUGAUGAUAUGUAUGAUGGUGAAAUCGGUGGCGAUCGGGACAAUGAAAGCCUCGAAGAUGGCGGAGAGGAUGAUUGGGAGAGCGAAGAAAUGACUGAAGAUGAAGAGGAGGUCGAGAUGAUGAACCAGUUCGAAGAUGAAAUGGCCGACAUGAGACAAUCCACUCGACACCAGGGUGAAGACCAACGGAUUGGCGACCUGUUCCGUGCUCUCAAUGAGGCUACCGGACUUGAUGAUCUCCAUGGCGAUGGCCUAGGUGGUGACAUCCACGAAGAAAUCCUCGAUGAUCUAGACGAAGAUGUCGAGGAUGAAGACGAGAUGGAUGAACUCGACGAGGAUAUGGACGACUUCGAUGACGAACAAGGAUCUUAUGGAGAUAUGGAAGACGACGAUCUUCUUGAGCCAUGGGGAUGGGAAGGCGAUGAGCCUCCAAUGCCCCGAGCACACCAACCCCGCUUCCGCGGAGGCCCGCCACCCGCAUGGGCUACUGUGACUGAAAUCAUGCCAGGUCGCUCAGGUCUCGUUCCCAUCCAACCCUACCACCGUGUCCACCGAACUCAAAUGCAGCCCCGCGGUCACGACGAUGGUACCAAUCCUCUACUCACCCGGACUGGUCGCUCCGAUCCUAAUGUUCCACCCCGUGCGUCCGCUGCUGAUCCUUUCGCUGAUUGGGGCCAGUCCAUGGACACUGCAGGUGGCCGAGUUGUCGCAAUGGAUAGCCCCAUCAGCUUCAUGAAUGCCAUCAUGCAAGCCAUAGGCGGACAGGCGGCGCCAGGUUUCGGCGUUGUCACUCGCCCUGACGGUAUUCAUCUCCAUGUCGAUCGACGGGCUGUUUUACCCGGCCGCCUCCAGGACAUGCUUGGAAUCUCUCGAUUGCCAGGCCCUCCAGCUCGUACUCGCAGCGAUGAUCCGCAAACUGCUGUCAAGUUUGGUCUCGGAACCACCAGGAGCCGCUGGCAAGAGGAGGCCCGCAUUCUUUUCAGCAGCCAAUGUAUUGAGCGCACUCAGCGUGUCAUUGGUUCCAUUCUGAAGGCUUUGGUUCCCCUCGCUAUCGAGGAGGAGAAGCAGCGCCGGAAACAUGCGGAAGAGGAACGCAAACGCCUUCAAGCCGAACAAGCUGAGAAGGAGCGCCAAGAUCGCAUCGCUGCUGAAGAAAAGGAACGCCAGCGUAAGCAAAAGGAAGAGGAAGAAGCUGCCCGACUACAGGCAGAGAAAGAACAGCAGGAAGCCGAGCGCCGAGCUGCUGGGGCGGAUGAGCCUAUGGAAGAUGUUCAGGAAACCGGUACCACGGUCGAAACCGCUGGCCCAUCUACCCAAGCCGAAGCCCAGCCCACUGAGCCUGCUCGUCGGGUUCACACAAACAUCAGAGGCCGCCCACUUGAUAUCACCGGUCUGGAGAUUGACCCAGAAUAUCUAGAGGCUCUGCCCGAGGAACUUCGGGAGGAAGUCAUUAUGCAACAGCUUUCUGAACAACGUUCACAGGCUGCCGCUGCAGGUGAGGAGGAUACAGAGAUUAACCAAGAAUUCCUUGAGGCCUUGCCCGUCGAUAUCCGUGAAGAAUUGCUACAACAAGAAGCAGCCGAUCGACGCCGACGUGAACGCGAAACUGCACGUCGACAGGCAGCCACUGCAGGUGGAGCUGGCGCUGCUCCUUCUGCCACUCAACCAGCAGAAGAAAUGGACGCUCUCAGCUUCCUCGCUACUCUUGAUCCCUCUUUGCGACAAGCUGUCCUGGCUGAUCAACCCGAGGAUGUCCUUGCAACCUUGGGCCCAGAGUACUUGCCCGAAGCUCGCGGUAUGGGUGGUAGCGGCCGACGUAUGGCCCAGUUUGGUGACAUGGGAGCCCUUGACCACCGUCAGAGAAUUGAGCCUGCUGCAACCCAAGGGACGAAGAAAGAACAGAGACGUCAGAUUGUUCAAAUGCUCGACAAGGCUGGCGUUGCAACCCUUCUGCGCCUGAUGUUCAUGCCUCUUCAUGGGAACGCUCGACAUCAGCUAAACGAUAUCCUUCACAAUGUUUGCGAGAACCGUCAGAACCGGAGUGAGGUUAUCAGCCUUCUUCUCUCGGUUUUGCAGGAUGGCAGUGUCGAUUCCACUGCGAUCGAACGUAGUUUCUCGCAUCUCUCUCUGCGCGCCAAAGCACCAGGUACACAGAAAACACCACAGCCUAACAAGCGAAACCUCGCUCUCCAGACUGCUUCAAGCGUCAGCAGUGAAGUGACCCCACUUAUGGUCAUCCAACAAUGUCUCGCCACAUUGUCUUUCUUGUCGCAGUUCAAUCCUCACAUUGCCUGGUUCUUCCUCACGGAGCAUGAUUCUGCUUCAUCUGCCAAACUCAAGUCCUUGCGCAAGGGUAAGGGUAAAGAGAGCCGUGCUAACAAGUUCGCUCUAAAUGCCCUGCUUUCUCUUUUGGACCGCAAGUUGAUCAUGGAAAGCCCUAACUGCAUGGAGCAACUAUCUGCCCUCUUAAGCAGUAUCACACAGCCAUUGACUGUUCUCCUCCGCCGUGAGAAGGAGCGACAAGAAGAAGACAAGGGCAAGAAGCCUGAACGAGCUCAAAUAGAAGGACCUACUGAUCAAGCCCCCGAGGCUGCUGCUUCCAACGUGGACACAUCCAUGACUGAUGCUCCGCUGCCUACAGUGGAAACCCCUGGAGCCACUGGCCCAGAGACCACAGAGGGUGCGGAAACUACUUCAGCUGAAGCCAAGAAGCCUGAAGAUUCUAAGAAGCCAGCCGAGGAGGAGAAGCGCAAGAAGCGAACAAUCGAGCCUCCUGUUGUCCCAGAUCACAACUUCCGACUAGUUGUUCACAUCCUUGCGGCUCGUGAGUGCAAUGGCAAGACCUUCCGCGAUACCCUUUCCACCAUCAACAACCUUUCUGCUGUUCCUGGAGCCAGGGAUGUUAUCGGUAAUGAAUUGGUUGCUCAAGCUCAAGCCCUCAGCGAUACCAUCCUGGGUGAUUUGGAGGAUCUUCUUCCUCAUAUUCACCAAGCCAAGACUGGUACCGACAUGCAAGGGCUUGCUCUGGCCAAGUUCUCCCCAGCCAGUUCAGACCAAGCGAAAUUACUACGUAUCCUCACAGCACUCGAUUACCUGUUUGAUCCUACAAGAGUGGACAAGUCCAAGGGCUCUGAGCCCGAAUCUGCCCCCAAGGAGGAUGUGCUCAAGCGCCUCUAUGAGAGCGCCACGUUCGGUCCGUUGUGGACCAAGCUGAGCGAUUGCUUGGGCGUCAUUAAGUGGAAGAAGAACAUGCUUAACGUUGCUACUAUUCUCCUACCUUUGGUUGAGGCAUUGAUGGUUGUCUGCAAGAAUACCACGCUGAAGGAUCAGCCACUAUCUCGGGGCAGCCGUGAAUUGUCUGUCAACAGUGCCCCAUCUGAUACUGGUCUCAGUAUGGAGAAUAUCUUCUUUAAGUUCACCGAAGAACAUCGCAAGAUUCUCAAUGAGCUGGUCCGUCAGAACCCUCGCCUGAUGAGCGGUACUUUCUCUCUGCUGGUCAAGAAUCCCAAGGUCCUGGAAUUCGACAACAAGCGCAACUACUUCACUCGUCGUGUGCACUCUCGUGGCGCCGAGCCUCGCCACCCCCAUCCUCCUCUUCAGCUAUCUGUGCGCAGAGCUGAAGUCUUCCUUGACUCUUUCAAGUCCUUGUACUUCAAGAAUGCGGAGGAGUUGAAGUAUGGCAAAUUGAAUGUACGAUUCCACGGCGAGGAGGGUGUUGAUGCCGGUGGUGUCACCCGAGAGUGGUUCCAAGUCCUCGCCCGUGGCAUGUUCAACCCCAACUAUGCCUUGUUCAUCCCUGUUGCUGCCGAUCGAACUACAUUCCACCCCAACCGACUCAGUGGCGUCAACUCCGAACAUCUCAUGUUCUUCAAAUUCAUUGGACGAAUCAUCGGUAAGGCCUUGUAUGAAGGCCGUGUUCUCGACUGCCACUUCAGCCGAGUAGUCUACAAGAAUAUGCUCGGACGAACCGUGUCUAUUAAAGAUAUGGAAACCCUCGACCUAGACUACUACAAAUCACUCCUCUGGAUGCUGGAGAAUGACAUUACCGACAUCAUCACCGAGACUUUCUCCAUUGAAACCGAUGACUUUGGCGAGAAGCAGGUCAUCGACCUGAAGCCCGGCGGUCAAGACAUUCCCGUUACACAAGAGAACAAGGAAGAGUACGUCCAGCGUGUGGUUGAAUAUCGCCUGGUCGAGUCAGUCCGCGAACAAUUGGAUAACUUCCUCAUGGGCUUCCACGAGAUCAUUCCUCCCGACCUUAUUUCCAUUUUCAACGAGCAGGAGCUGGAACUCUUGAUUUCCGGUCUUCCUGAGAUCGACGUGGAUGAGUGGAAGAACAACACCGAGUACCACAACUACUCCGCCUCCUCUCCGCAGAUCCAGUGGUUCUGGCGUGCUGUCCGUUCAUUUGACAAAGAGGAGCGUGCCAAGCUUCUACAGUUCGUCACUGGAACCAGUAAGGUUCCCCUCAAUGGCUUCAAAGAACUUGAGGGCAUGAACGGUGUGAGCAAAUUCAACAUCCAUCGCGAUUACGGCAACAAGGAUCGCCUUCCCAGCUCGCACACUUGUUUCAACCAGCUUGAUCUUCCCGAGUAUGAAAGUUAUGAGGAUCUCCGACACCGCCUUUACACGGCCAUGACUGCUGGCAGUGAAUACUUCGGGUUUGCCUAG